UGGUUUUUGCAUGCGGUAGAAAAUGUGAGUGUCCCUUAGAAGAAUGUCAUUUUGAAAGAGGUUGUCUCAACAAAACAGGUAAAGUGACGAUCGACUCAAUGACAUCGACAAGGAAAUGGAGCACAGCUGCAUGGACAAUGAGUGGUACCUCUGCUGACACUCAAGUACAACCGGAGGGUGGCGUGCUGGUUCUGACUGUGUUAACUGUCGUUUCUGUCACUUUUGUAGUCUUUGGAUUGCUGUUUAUCUACUGUUUUUGCUUCCAAAAACGGAAAAGAAAUGGAAUGGGAAAAUGUCCUGCGAGUGCACAGAAUUUAAAUCUACAGGAAAGAGGCUAUAGUGAUAAUAAAGAAAACGUACAAAGCGUUGUUAAAGAUUCUUACACACCUUCCGAAUGCCUGUAUGUCAGUGAGAAAAACUGCUGGCAAACAUGUUCACAACACCAUGUAACUUCAAAAAUGGAUGAUCUAAUGAGUCAGAAAAAAACAUGUGUAUGAUACACUAAAAGGCAGUGAAGGACAUUAUUAUAAAUUCCUUCCAAGAACUGGCUUUCCCAAUCAAAAACCAAUGGAUGUAUAAACAAUGCUGAUAUGUAUACUUAUACAUCUAAGAAAGCACCAGAAAGGCAGAUGGAUGUGUCAUUAAUAUUGAGGGAACAGUACGACCAUGUUAAAUUUGUUUUAAAUACAUACAGAACUAUAUGUAUUUCUUAAUUUAUAAUUUUGUUUGCUUGUACAAUCCUUAUUUUAU
Saccostrea cuccullata (small rock oyster) is the source of this 750-nucleotide messenger RNA. RefSeq lists its product as uncharacterized. The record is from RefSeq and is a predicted model, not a curated record. The transcript is spliced from 4 exons. The coding region runs from base 99 to 497 and encodes 132 amino acids. NCBI's taxonomy places the organism in Eukaryota, Metazoa, Mollusca, Bivalvia, Ostreida, Ostreidae.